GUCUGGAUAUGGAGGCUUUGAAGUCAACUAGGAUUCCUCUGACUAGUGGAGCUCAGAUGGGAGAUCCUGCAUCAUCUCAGUAUGCUGGAUCUUCCCAGGCAAUUGGAGUAGCAAAAGCUUCUGAAGCUGGUUCAGCUGAAAAUGAGAUGUCUAAAUUUGCUGCACUUUCUCUUGAUACGGUACCAAAAUAACUAUGAUUCCUUCAUUGAUGUUUUACUUGUUUAUUAAAGAUCUCGGUUGGCAGGAGAUUUCCCUCCUUUUUACCAAACUUCUACCCCUUAUUUGGUGAUUUGAGCCUAUUUUGAGAUUUGGAACUUCAAUGCUCAAACCUUUGGACGAAUAAUGCUUCUUCUCAAGU
Messenger RNA from Rubroshorea leprosula, 358 nucleotides. The record is from the annotation of a GenBank genome assembly. Lineage: Eukaryota; Viridiplantae; Streptophyta; Magnoliopsida; Malvales; Dipterocarpaceae.